Messenger RNA from Carya illinoinensis, 444 nucleotides. RefSeq lists its product as uncharacterized. The record is from RefSeq and is a predicted model, not a curated record. The transcript has 2 exons. NCBI's taxonomy places the organism in Eukaryota, Viridiplantae, Streptophyta, Magnoliopsida, Fagales, Juglandaceae. The coding region runs from base 1 to 444 and encodes 147 amino acids.
AUGGCCUGUGGUAAUUGGCUGGUACUUCAGCUGAAGCGGAUCGAGAAUCCCGUGCAUAGGCUGCAUGCAGGUUACCUUCUGCAGGCGCCAAGUAGGGCUAGCUUCUUAAGAAGGCCAAGGAGCUUUCUGUGCUGUGUGAUGCAGAAAUUGGCCUGGCCUAAUCUCCUCAGCCAUGUUGAUGGUUCUGUUGCAGCGCCUACACCCACUCUUGUCUUUGAUUCUUCUUCUCAAUCGAAUCCUAAAUUUGUGGAAUGGCACCUUCAAGAUCAACGUCUUCUUAGUCUUCUCUUCUCUUCGUUGACUGAAGAAGCUAUGGCCAAAGUUCUUGGCCUCACCAACGCUCGUGAUGUCUGGCUUGCUUUGGAGAAUUCUUUUAGCCACAUCUCAAAGACCCGUGAGCUUCACAUCAAAGAUGACUUGCAGCUCAUCAAAAGGGGCACGUGA